AUGGGGAAUCAGUGCCCCAAGACCGGCCACGCAGAAAAUCACAGCCACAAACAUCCUGAAAACAUCCUCGGGGGGGGGUGCUGCGGUCAGAAGCGGAAGCUUUGCUCUGAGAACAGGCACUGCUCGUCCCAGGGAAAUGCUGGCUCCACGCUGAGGGGCUCGGGGCGCUCUUCCGUCACCCCCACGCCCCUCCAGGCCCAGCAGGGACCCAGGACUCGCGAGGGACGGGAAAUAUCUGCGGGACGGUGGGGAAGUCUACGCGUGGGGGGAGUGCCAGGCAGUCGCGAUGAUUUGCAGGCUUGGGGGCAGAAGGGACCGCCUGACAACCUGUCGCGCCGGUGGCGUCCCCGCGGGGCUCCUUCCUCCCGGCCCAUCAGCCCGUCGCUGGCUGCGAACGGGGGGCGCGCAGCAGGUCAUGUCCGGGGCCGCCUUACCCCGCCGGCUCUGACCUCUGUCUGUAAAGUCCAGUUCACGUCCUUAGUCGAGGCUGGGUUCUCGGGCUUCUCCUCCUUUGACCCUCCGGCCCCAAGCCCCACCCCAGCCCUGGGCGCUGCCUCAGUCGCGCUCACCUUCCUACAAGUUCAGUCCUGGUUGCUCUGUCGGGUGGAGAUGAAGACAGACAAGUUUGUGGGCCUCGUCUGCCGCCGGCGAGAAGGAAUUGUCCCUCAGCAAACUGAAUUUCUUCCAAAAUUAAUCCAUGAGAAUGAAUCAGGGGGACACACUGAGAGAAAGUGCCAGAAUGAAGAGCGGAAAGUUUGUGAGGAAAGGAGGUUUGAUGAAGGGGAAUCAGGAAAUCAAUUGGAAGGAAGAGAAUGGAAGGAAAACUGGAAUGAAACAGGAAAAGAGUGCUCCCAGGAUGAAAGCACAGCCGCCGCCAUCUUCACUGUCCAGAUGGAUGACUACCUGGGUGGCAAGCCAGUGCAGAGCAGAGAGCUUCAAGGCUACGAGUCUACUGAUUUUGUCAGCUAUUUCAAAGGCGGUCUGAAGUAUAAGGCUGGAGGUGUGGCAUCCGGGCUCAAUCAUGUUCUCACGAAUGACCUGACAGCCAAGAGGCUCCUACGUGUGAAGGGUCGGAGAGUGGUCAGGGCCACGGAAGUUCCUCUCAGCUGGGACAGUUUCAACAAGGGUGACUGCUUCAUCGUUGACCUUGGCACUGAAAUUUAUCAGUGGUGUGGUUCCUCAUGCAACAAAUAUGAACGUCUGAAGGCGAGCCAAGUAGCCAUUGGCAUUCGGGACAACGAAAGGAAGGGAAGAUCACAACUGAUUGUGGUGGAAGAAGACAGUGAGCCAUCAGAGCUUAUAAAGGUUUUAGGGAAAAAGCCAGAGCUUCGGGAGGGAGAUGAUGAUGAUGACAUCAUAGCAGAUAUAAGUAACAGGAAAAUGGCUAAACUGUAUAUGGUUUCAGAUGCCAGUGGCUCCAUGAGUGUGACUGUGGUGGCAGAAGAAAACCCCUUCUCUAUGGCAAUGCUGCUUUCUGAAGAAUGUUUCAUUUUGGACCAUGGGGCUGCAAAACAAAUAUUCGUGUGGAAGGGUAAAAAUGCUAAUCCCCAGGAGAGGAAGGCUGCAAUGAAGACAGCGGAGGAAUUUCUGGAGCAGAUGAAUUAUUCCACCAAUAGCCAGAUUCAAGUUCUUCCAGAAGGAGGUGAAACACCGAUCUUCAAACAAUUCUUUAAGGACUGGAAAGAUAAAGAUCAGAGUGAUGGCUUAGGGAAAGUGUAUGUCACUGAGAAAGUGGCUCAGAUCAAACAAAUUCCAUUUGAUGCCUCAAAAUUGCACAGUUCUCCGCAGAUGGCGGCCCGACAUAAUAUGGUGGAUGACGGGUCUGGCAAAAUGGAGAUUUGGCGCGUAGAAAGCAAUGGUAGGGUGCAAAUUGACCCCAACUCGUAUGGUGAAUUCUAUGGUGGUGACUGCUACAUUAUACUCUAUACUUAUCCCAGAGGACAGAUUAUCUACACAUGGCAAGGAGCAAAUGCAACACGAGAUGAGCUGACGACAUCUGCGUUCCUGACCGUUCAGUUGGACCGGUCCCUUGGGGGACAGGCUGUGCAGAUCCGAGUCUCCCAAGGCAAAGAGCCUGUUCACCUGCUGAGUUUGUUCAAAGACAAACCGCUCAUUAUUUACAAGAAUGGAACAUCAAAGAAAGAAGGUCAGGCACCUGCUCCCCCUACCCGCCUCUUUCAAGUCCGGAGAAACCUGGCAUCUAUCACCAGAAUUGUGGAGGUUGAUGUUGAUGCACAUUCACUGAAUUCGAACGAUGUUUUUGUCCUGAAACUGCCACAAAAUAAUGGCUACAUCUGGAUAGGAAAAGGUGCAAGCCAGGAGGAGGAGAAAGGAGUGCAGUAUGUAACAAGCGUCCUCAAGUGUAAAGCCUUAAGGAUUCAGGAAGGCGAGGAACCAGAGGCGUUCUGGAAUUCCCUUGGUGGCAAAAGAGGCUAUCAGACUUCACCACUACUAGAAACCCAAGUCGAAGACCACCCACCCCGGCUUUACGGCUGCUCUAACAAAACCGGAAGAUUCAUUAUUGAAGAGGUUCCAGGAGAGUUCACCCAGGAUGAUUUAGCAGAAGAUGAUGUCAUGUUACUAGACGCUUGGGAACAGAUAUUUAUUUGGAUUGGCAAAGAUGCUAAUGAGGUUGAGAAAUCAGAAUCUCUAAAGUCUGCCAAAAUGUACCUUGAGACAGACCCUUCUGGAAGAGACAAGAGGACUCCCAUUGUCAUCACAAAACAAGGCCAUGAGCCACCCACAUUCACAGGCUGGUUCCUGGGCUGGGAUUCCAGUAGGUGGUAAAUUGAUUUUUGUGAAAAGCAAACAAAUAAAUAUUAUGGGGCCAUUCCUAUUACUUUGGGGGAGG
Messenger RNA from Carlito syrichta (Philippine tarsier), 2851 nucleotides. RefSeq names its product scinderin (gene SCIN). The transcript has 19 exons. Gene Ontology annotation, molecular function: actin filament binding; phosphatidylinositol-4,5-bisphosphate binding. The record is from RefSeq and is a predicted model, not a curated record. Bases 1 to 2787 code for a protein of 928 amino acids. Gene Ontology annotation, biological process: actin filament severing; barbed-end actin filament capping; actin polymerization or depolymerization. Gene Ontology annotation, cellular component: actin cytoskeleton; cytoplasm. NCBI's taxonomy places the organism in Eukaryota, Metazoa, Chordata, Mammalia, Primates, Tarsiidae.